AUGUUCCCUGGGCAAGAUGCUGCUUUGAUUGAACGUAUGUUCGACCUGUUCGAUACGGAUGGUAGCGGCAUCAUCGAAUUGAGGAAGUUUAUCAUUGGUUUAUCGAACGUCUCGAGCAUUUCGACUGUCGAGAAAGUGAAACUCGCCUUCAGCUUGUAUGAUUUGGGCAACUCGGGCUCGCUGGAAUACGCUGAAGUCCUGCAGCUGCUCAUUGCUGCACAGGCCGGAAUAGGGCCAAUCAGCGACUCAGAUGUUCGCACUCGGGUGGGUUAUGCGUGUGCCUACGAUAAGUCCAGUUCUUUCGGGGACGAUUUUCGGGCAUUCCGAUAG
Molecule: messenger RNA, 330 nt
Organism: Perkinsus marinus ATCC 50983
Lineage: Eukaryota; Perkinsozoa; Perkinsida; Perkinsidae
Product: protein phosphatase 2B regulatory subunit, putative
Exons: 2
Coding region: 1-330 (109 amino acids)
Molecular function (GO): calcium ion binding
Source: RefSeq, a predicted model, not a curated record